Messenger RNA from Saccoglossus kowalevskii, 2079 nucleotides. Its product is annotated as vacuolar protein sorting-associated protein 72 homolog. Lineage: Eukaryota; Metazoa; Hemichordata; Enteropneusta; Harrimaniidae. Gene Ontology annotation, cellular component: nucleus. The record is from RefSeq and is a predicted model, not a curated record.
AUUACUAAUAAGAUCGCGAAGAAGUAAAACAUAAUAUUUCUGAACGAGGAUGAGAGACAAAAUGGCGGCCUCCUGUUGAAUAAGAUUUGUUUUAUAUUUUGGAAAGUAGUGUUAUCAUAUUAGCCAAUUUUAAUUUGAAUGUAGUAGUUUUUGUAACGAAUAAUAUUGGCUUAGCAUAACUAAGUGUUAUAUCUACGUGCGUCUGUUGACUUGUAGCAGGAAGAGUGAAUAUCACUCUUUUGUUCGAUACUCCGUGAUCAUCAAGAUCGAAUAUUACGAUGAGUGGUGGUGGUGAUAGUAGUUUGGCUGGUGGACGAGAACGGCGACAUAAUGCCGGUAAUCGCAUGUCUAAACUGCUACAAGAAGAAAUAGACGAAGCAGAUGAUUUUUACAAAACAACCUAUGGUGGAUUUGAGGAGGAAUCAGGAGAUGAUGAAUUUGAAAGUGCAGCUGAGGACAGUGAGGAUACGGUGGACUCAGAUUUCAGUGCAUCUGAAGAGGAUGAACCAGUCAGUGACCACGAAGUUGAUCAAAAAGAAAAAAGGAAAAUGAGAGUUGUGACAAAAUCAUAUAAGGAACCAAAAAAGGCACCGAAACCCACAGCAAAAAAAACAAGUGAACCAAAGCCUAAACCUGUACUAAAUGCACAAGGCACUGCUCUACCUGCUGCUCUACCACAAACCAAAGAGUUUUCAUUGAGGAAGUCGACCAGACAACGAACUCAAGAAGCUUCACUACGACAAAAGGAAAGGGAUGAAAAAAGCAAGAAACUACGUGAAAUGCAAGCCAGUAGAAGGGUUCCUGAAAUGAGAAGACUCACCCAAGAAGAGUUACUUGCAGAGGCAAAAGUCACGGAAGAACUUAACUUAGCGUCACUACGUGCAUAUGAAAGAUUAGAACUGGAAAAAAAGAAGAGUAAACUACAGAAGAAAGCAUACAAAGGACCUGUCAUCAGAUACCAGUCUGUUCUUAUGCCAUUGGUUGUAGAAAAACCAAUAGAACCAAUCAACAGUCUGGAAACUAGUGAGUCAGAGACAACCAAAUGGAAAUGUACAAGAAACUUUAUAACAUUCACUGAUGAGGAUUCAUUCAAAUCUUACUUUCCUUGUGUGAAACGUAAAGCCCCAUCCCGACCAUACUGCCCAGUCACCAGACUGCCUGCCAAGUAUCUGGACCCUAUUACCAGUAUACCAUACGCUACUACACAAGCAUUUAAAUGUAUACGGGAAACAUAUGUACAGGAACAGGAGCUGAAAUGUGAUAAAAGACUCACAGAACUGAAUGCAUGGCUUGAGCAGAAAAAGAAACAGAAACUGCAAUUAAAUUGAUUCGUGUGAUUCCCUGCUGGUGAUAAUAGUGCCAGACAUGUGUGCUUGUUGGCACUGACAAUGAACUUGUACCAGUUUGCCUUAAAACUACUACACACCGGGUAAUAGAGAAAGAGCUGCUCAAUGGCAGGAUAUUAUGAGAUUAUGAUUGGAGUACAGUAGUUGUUAAACCAUGGUUACUAGUAACCGUGGUUAAACAGAGAGAUAUCACUGAGAAGAGUACUGUUACUGUAUGUUGAAUUCAGACACCUAAUAUCAUUUUAAGAAUAAUUGUUGAUAUUAUUAUUGAUGUUGAACUCAGUCCAGUUGCGAACAGUUUAUGGGGACACAAGAUUAAUAAAUAGUCUGUUUAUUUGCUUAUGUCUUCUCCAAGGUCUGCAGAGUUGCUGAUUGGUUGCUGUGUCUUAAUGUCUAAUUGACACCAUUUUGAUAGAUUUUCUGUAGCUGGCUGUUUACCUACAUGUAGCUCUGAUUAUACAAACUGAAAUAAUUGAGCACAGAUUACACGACAAUAUACCAUAACCAAUAGCACUUGCAUUACAAAUCUAAUGUAGUUCUAUAACACUUGGACCACAGUUCAAUACAAUAACAAGAGUUGUUAUAUAGCAAAAUGUCAGGUUUAUGGUAAUUUGUGACCUCAUGAAAACCAGUUUUCUAUUUUUGGUGGUGGUUGCCAGAUCUCAAAUCACACAGUGCAGUGAAUUUCCAGAAACCGAAGAGAUUCUCAAUAAAGUUUGCUUAUAAAAAAAUA